Aspergillus oryzae RIB40 is the source of this 1209-nucleotide messenger RNA. Its product is annotated as putative extracellular exo-polygalacturonase. The record is from RefSeq and is a predicted model, not a curated record. The coding region runs from base 1 to 1209 and encodes 402 amino acids. Gene Ontology annotation, molecular function: polygalacturonase activity. NCBI's taxonomy places the organism in Eukaryota, Fungi, Ascomycota, Eurotiomycetes, Eurotiales, Aspergillaceae. Gene Ontology annotation, biological process: carbohydrate metabolic process. The transcript has 4 exons.
AUGCGUUGGCUGAGUACUCCUCUUGUCGCGGUUUCCCUGUCGCUAGGGUUAUCUGCUAUCAGCCAUGCGUCCCAGAUCGACCGCAAGGGCAAUAUCUGCACGGUCAAAGCGAAUGGUAAUCAGACGGACGAUGUGCCGAGACUCCUGGAAGCGUUUCGGAAAUGUGGCAACGGGGGCACCAUUGUCUUCCGCGAAGACCAGUCGUAUUGGAUCGCUUCGCGCUUGAAUCCAAUCCUUAGUGAUGUGACAAUUGAAUGGCGGGGGAAAUGGACGUUCUCUGAUGAUUUAGAUUACUGGAGCAAUCACUCUUACCCUGUUGCUUUCCAGAACCAUGCUGCGGGCUUUGUGAUCACCGGACGCAACAUCACCAUCGAUGGAUACGGCACUGGAGGUAUCGAUGGCAACGGCAAUGUCUGGUAUACCGCAGAAGCGGGUAACACUCAGCCCGGAAGAUCGAUGCCCUUCGUCUUCUGGAACGUCUCGGACGUCCACGUUGACAAUUUCUACGUGAAGGACCCGCAGCUUUGGGCCCUCAAUAUCAUGAACGGCACUAAUAUACAGUUUAACAAUAUCACAUGCAAUGCGACAGCAGUGGAUGCACCUUACGGAGAGAACUGGGCUCAAAACACAGAUGGGUUUGACACAAUGGACGCGAGAAACAUCCGUCUCACCAACUUCGUAUAUCAAGGCGGAGACGACUGCAUAGCUAUCAAACCCAGAUCCUACGAUAUUGAUAUUCACAACGUCACCUGUCGCGGCGGCAAUGGCAUCGCCAUCGGCAGUUUGGGUCAAUAUAAAGAAGACUCGAGCGUAGAGAAUGUACGAAUCGACAAGGUCAAGGACUCCUACGAGAGUGCCGGUCUCCCCCGCGGCGGCGGCUGGGGCAAUGUCAGUAAUCUCAUUUUCUCGAACUUUGAGGUUCAGGGUGCCAAUAUAGGUCCUACGAUCAAUCAAAACCAGGGUGACAACGGCUCGUACUCUGGUACGAGUCUGAUGACCGUUUCUGACAUUACUUUUGCCAAUUGCACGGGCUAUGUUACCAACGAAGGCGAGGUGACUUCAACUGUCACCUGUUCUGAGAACCAUCCUUGUUAUGAUAUUUACUAUGACAAUGUGGUUUUGUAUCAGGGGAAGAAUGCAUCUGAGCCUGGAAUAGGCUCUUGCAAGUGGACCAUUGACAACGGGGUCCACGGACUAGAGGGAUGCUGA